This is a messenger RNA of Sceloporus undulatus (fence lizard), 7532 nucleotides long. It is a transcript of the gene FBXL20, whose product is annotated as F-box and leucine rich repeat protein 20. The record is from RefSeq and is a predicted model, not a curated record. NCBI's taxonomy places the organism in Eukaryota, Metazoa, Chordata, Lepidosauria, Squamata, Phrynosomatidae. Gene Ontology annotation, molecular function: protein binding.
CCCUCCCUCCCUCGACCAAUGAGCGGCGCUGUUGCUGGCAGGUGCGGAGUGUUUUUGUUUUGGCUUCGAGAAGAAGAAGAAGACGAAGACGAAGAAGUAGUAGUUGGAGAGGAAGAAGGGAAGGAGAGGAGGAGGAAGAGGAGGAGAAGAGGAGGAGGAGGGAGGCCGGUCUCUCUCUCUCUCUCUCUUUCUCCAUCUCCCUCUGUGUCUCUUGUUCUUCCCCGCAGCCCCUUCGCAGAGCCUGGCCUUCCAGAGCGCCCCCCUUCUAGGCCAAUCUAGCCUAGCCUAGCCUAGCCUAGGCUAGCCUUCCUGCCUGGCUUCUCUGCCCAGGCGCUGAGGAAGUGGGGGGCCAGGCCCUCCUCGGCCUGGCCCGGCUCGGCUGGGCCUGGCCCGGCUUCCCUGGAGCCCAGCCCCGCUGCCGGGCCUACACCAUGCGGAGGGAGAUGAACGGGGUCACCAAGAGCAGGUUUGAGAUGUUCUCAAACAAUGAUGAGGCUGUGAUCAACAAAAAGCUUCCCAAGGAACUGCUGCUUCGAAUAUUCUCCUUCCUGGACGUGGUCACGCUAUGCCGUUGUGCUCAGGUCUCCAGGGCAUGGAAUGUCCUGGCCCUGGAUGGAAGCAACUGGCAGCGCAUUGACCUGUUUGAUUUCCAGAGAGACAUUGAGGGACGUGUAGUGGAGAAUAUUUCUAAAAGAUGUGGGGGUUUCUUGCGAAAGCUGAGCCUGCGUGGAUGCCUAGGUGUGGGAGACAACGCAUUAAGGACGUUUGCACAGAACUGCAGGAAUAUUGAGGUUUUGAAUCUGAAUGGCUGCACCAAGAUUACAGAUGCUACAUGUACUAGCCUUAGUAAGUUCUGCUCCAAACUCCGGCAUCUUGACGCUUCCUGCACCUCAAUAACCAAUCUGUCCCUCAAAGCACUGAGUGAGGGCUGUCCCCUGCUGGAACAGCUCAAUAUCUCAUGGUGUGACCAAGUGACAAAGGAUGGCAUCCAGGCUUUAGUGAAAGGUUGCGGUGGACUCAAAGCUCUGUUUCUUAAGGGCUGCACACAGCUGGAGGAUGAAGCCCUCAAAUAUAUUGGAGCGCACUGUCCUGAACUGGUAACUUUAAAUUUGCAGACUUGCUUGCAAAUAACAGAUGAUGGCCUCAUUACAAUAUGUAGAGGAUGCCACAAGUUACAGUCUCUGUGUGCAUCUGGCUGUUCCAACAUCACAGAUGCCAUCUUGAAUGCUUUAGGGCAAAACUGUCCAAGGCUUAGAAUAUUGGAAGUGGCUCGGUGUUCUCAACUCACAGAUGUGGGCUUUACCACUUUGGCACGGAAUUGUCAUGAGCUAGAAAAAAUGGACCUGGAGGAGUGUGUUCAGAUAACAGAUAGCACAUUAAUACAGCUCUCCAUACACUGUCCACGGCUCCAAGUUUUGAGUUUAUCACACUGUGAGCUCAUCACUGAUGAUGGUAUUCGCCAUCUGGGCAAUGGUGCUUGUGCUCAUGAUCGCCUGGAGGUAAUCGAGCUGGACAACUGCCCUUUGAUUACAGAUGCCUCCUUGGAACACCUCAAAAGCUGCCAUAGUCUGGAGAGGAUAGAGUUGUACGACUGUCAACAGAUUACACGGGCUGGAAUCAAAAGACUCAGGACCCAUUUACCCAAUAUUAAAGUCCACGCCUACUUCGCGCCCGUGACCCCCCCACCCUCAGUGGGGGGCAGCAGACAACGUUUCUGCAGAUGUUGCAUCAUCCUAUGACGCGGGAGCCAAUCUAUCUUGUGUGAAAAAAACUGAGUAUUUAAAUUACCCUUCUAGAAGUAACCGUGGACACCAGUAACUCCACGAAAAGUGAUGCCGGUGGUCUUGUCGCAAGGGCCUGCUGAAAAGAAGGCAAAGCAGGGGGAACUGGAUGCUGAACCCCUUUUUUGCCCCAUAGCCACACACGAAAACACACGUCAUAGUGUCCACACAUACCUGCACACACACACACACACCCCUACUUAGUCCAGCAAACUGAAGGACACUGGAGCUGAGGAGCUGGAUCAGUGGGAUCUUUCUCCUUUUUUUCCUUGUAGGUGGAUUGGUAUAAUUGUGAACCAUUCCUACUGGGCAUGCUCAGAAAAAAACAUGGGAAGGGGUGGGUGGGAGAAACCAUUGGGAGGGAAUCAUCAUAAACUUCUGAAGAACUGCUGCUUCUCGGCAGUGGGAGGGAGAAGAUGGUUCUUUUUGACAUUGAAAUCAGCAAGAUGGACAAACCCUUCAAUGCAAGUCUGGGGAGAGGGGUGAUAGCUGAGGAAGGGAACAAAAAUGAACACUGAAUCUUAACGUUGCUGUCCAGAGGGAAGAAAAAUGUAAAAACAAAAAAACAACACAAUCCAUGGUUAUAUAUUUUUUAUUUCUUAAAAAAAAUCAUCCUGGUGUUAGGGAAUGUUAAAACAGCAGCCAUUGUGAGAUGCUUAUUCCUGCGCUUCUGUAUUUCCUCGUUUUCUGUGCUGGCACAUACACUGAGCAUGCUCAUGUUGAAGGUUCAGCGGUUUAUCUUCCGUGUUUCAUAGCAUUUGGCUCAGAGGCUUCCUAGAUUGUUGUGACGAUAAAGCUAGAAAUCUGUAAUGUUAGGUCUGAUUUAUUUUCUUUUGUUUUCUCUCCUUUCUCUUCUUCAGUCUCUCCAGUUUUUUUUUAAAGAAAUAGAUGUCUAAUUCUGAAAUUGUAUGAAAUGACUGAACAUAAAUUAUAUGUCAAGUUAAUUUUUUAUUUUUUAAAGGCAUCUUUUACCACUAGGUUUGAAAAUAUAGCUGUGAAAGAGGUUGAUGUUAUAAAAGCAAAAGCCCUUCUAUCAAGAUUCUUUCCCAUGUUUUUAAGCCAAUAACACAGGUUGGGGAGGAUGGGAUUUGUUCCAUCAUGAUGUGUGUUCAGAUGUAUGUAUCAAAUAAGUAUAUGGCCCUAAAUUAGAAAUUGCACACAUCUGUAUUUUGCUCUGUUUUAAACAGUAAUUGUCUGGCAUCAUGAGACCCAUCUCUGAACUUUCCUCUUUAAUCAGUCUGGUUUUGAAAGCUCCUUUGCCAGAUGGGUGCAAUUUAUUUACAAGUCACCAUCUUGAUGUGGAAGUUGGCAAGAUUAAUCUAGUUCACCACUAAAGGGUAUAACAAGAUGUUUUGUUUUGCUUUGUUUUAUGAAGAGCUGCUUCCUCAGAAAGCACUGGAGCCAUUUCAGGGUGCCAUUGGGUAAUCAUUUUUGGUACCAGAUGGAUUUUUUAAAGGAAUAUGGGCAGAAGCACAGUAUCAUUCCAGUUUCCUGCAGGCUGAAUUAUCCGUUCAACCAUUUGUUGGCUUUCCCCUUCAUAAAUUAUGCUAACAGUGCCCAAAGACAAUUUUAAAGGUACCUGCCAACGUGAUGGUUGGGUUACAGAAAGCACAAAGGAGCCCUUUAUAAGGAGAAGUAAGGUCCCAAUGCACAUGCCUCUCUUGCUGAUGCACAAUCCAGUUUUGUUAUUGGGAGCGUCCCAUUUGCCUGUUCCCAUUCGAUGCAUUUCUGAUCUGCUUUGUUUUCAAAUGUGCCAGCUCCUGAUGUCCCAAGAUAUGGCUUGCCAAACAGUUCCUUCCCUUUCCAAAUUGUUUCAGCACCUAAAGCAUUGAUCCACUCUCAUGGCUGUCAGAGUAGAAGACAGAAAAGCCAUGCUGGUAACAGAUAAGGUUCAAUAAAGCUUGCCAUGGUACCAUCAGGCUAUGUAUAAAAGGGAUAAAAGAGUGUUAAACUUAUGCAGAAAUGUCAGUCGGUUAAUAUUUCAGGAUUUUCACUGGAUACCAAAGACUGGAGCAGCGAAGCUGAAGGCCAAGGCAAGAGAAACUGGAUGUGUGCUUUCCCAUUUUAUCCCUACCAAUUUUAAAGUGAAAGGAUAUCCAUCCAGAGCUGGAAGAGCAGUUUGCACAAGUGGACCCGGCUGGUUCCGAUGGGGUAGUGAGACAGAGGUCUGACCUAGACAGCAUUGCAGGUUGUUGGAAUGUGAGGUUCAGGUUCUCACUUUUUAUUCUCUGUAGCACAUAGAUCUUGGACAAGCAUCCCUAUUUAUUGUAAUUAGCAGAAGAAUUGUGCCGGGGGAAUACCUUGUUUUAUCGGAGUUGUCCUGUGAAUGUUCUUUUAUUUAAGCUAUGGCACUAAAAAAAAUUCCUUUGGAUUUCAAAGGAUUUGUGUUUCCCUGUGCCCUCUGAAAAUAUUAAAUUUAUGCAGUGAUAUGUAACUUCUCUAUCUCUCUUGUGUACACGCAAAGAGGCAUUAAAUUUUCAAUUCUCAACAGUGAUUUUUUACAGGGCCUUAGAGAAGUACAGACUAUUACCAAAGAAAAGGGAAAGCCUACUAUUUUUUAAAGAAAAUGCUAUUUUCUCUUUUCCUGUCAUCAUAGUAUGUGUUUCAGUGACUCCACUGCAGAUAUAUGACUGUUUUUCCACUGCCAUAGAUGAUUAAUGCAAUCUGUUUCUAAAAUUCAGCAUCCUUCUUUUGAAUCCCAAAAAUGACUGUGACAGUUGCCUAUAGGUUGCAAAAUUAUUUAUUGAUCCUCCUGAACAUGCCAGGAGCACAAAUAUGUUGCUACCAGGUUGUCAGUGCUUUAACACAGCUCUCAAAGUAAGCCAUAGACUUUAAAGGAUCCUUUUUUUCUUAUUCUUCCUCCUCUUCUAAAGGCAGAUAAUAAUAAUAAUGAAAAUAAAACAACAACAACUGUCCAAACAUUAUUCUUAGUCAGACCCCUUUAAUGUGAAACAAGGUUAUACCAUAGUAAUGCUUGCUGGAUUGCAUGUGUCCAGAUUAAAUAGCAGUUCUUCUAAGCGAUCCCUUUACCCUUUUAUACGCCAUGAUGUGGGAACCAUUUCGUUGUGGCGCAUUCCAUUGCCACAGAGAAAAGUGUUUCUGGAACAUAUGAAUUGUGUAGGUGGAACCAGAGGUCUGAAAACCCAAGGAGGAAACAUAUUUUUCCAAGGGUAUGUGUGAAAACCUUUCUUCCCAUCUUUUCCCUCCCCUCUCAACCCAUUUCUCCACAUGUCAUCACAUCUCUAAAAGGGGCAGAUUGUAGAGAUUAUUUCUGUAACAAGUUGGUACACAUGGUCAAAAUAUCAGCACCCCUUUAGAGCUGGAUUGCACUGUAGGGGAGCUGUUUGCAUGCCAUUUGUAUGCAAGAGACCUCUUUUUCUAGCUGUCAGAUACCAGACAAAGAGAAUGUGAGGCCAAAAUGAUACUUGCUGAAGUUGGGGAAUGUUGUGACAAGCCAGGAAAGGGUAAUUUAGUUCAUACAGUUUGAUGAAAUCCUUCUAGAAAUGAGCAUCAACCAUCAACUUCCUUAUCAGUGUAUUUAUUAAUAAUACAAAUAAACUACCAUUUUCUGUCUUUGUUUUGUUGGGGAAAUGGCUUUCCAUAGGUUUAAAGCUUCCUGUGUUCUUGUUUUCUGAUAAUUUUCCCCAGGUAAUUUUAGACUUUUCUUUUAAAUACUGCUGUAAAUGUUACACGGGCAAAAGUUAAUGUAGUUCACCACCUUCUAAGAAGGCUUGAACUUCCCUAUGUUUCAGCCACAUGUGUUUAUGGUUUGUAGAAUGCAUGGAUUUAAGAAACCUGAGUUCAGGUCUCUGUGUUGAUCUUUGGGUUGAUCCCUGCUUUAAUCUGUGUGCAUUUUAUCAAGUGUGGAGAGUACACAUGUUUUGAAAGUAGUACAAAACGUUUAGAAGUGGCCACUUUGGUCUUGAAAGCUUUGGACAGAUGGCAAUAUAGAGCAAUUCCUCACUACUGCACAUGCACAGGAUCUCAAAAUAAAGUUUAUUGAUUUAAUUUCAAAGACCUUUGAGUUCAAAAGCACAAUAGUUGAUUGCAAACAAAGGAACCUAAAAAAUGACUGUUCCCAUCCCUUCACAUCCAUCUGUUUGUUCAUAUGAUUUUGGACAAGGAUUAGCCAUAUGAUGCAUUUUUAUUCUUAAUUUUAACCCUUUCAUUGAUAACUGUUAUAGACAUGUGGUGAGUUCUUGGAUGUACUGCAUCAUGAAAACCAUCCUACUCUGUCAUGGAGUUCAUCCAUUUGUAUGAGGAAAGAAUUUUCACCUCACAACUACAUGAUUAGGAGUGAGCUGUGUUUGAAAAAGGAAGAGAAUACAUGCUUUUGAACCUGCAUCGAUACUCAGAGUGCUGAUACCAUUAGGAAGUCUAAGAGUAAGUGAAUUGAGUGGUAAUUUGUUAACCACAUUCAUCAAUAUUUGUCCUAACAAUAAGUGCCAAAUCCAGUAUCUGAAAAGAAAAUAGUUAUUCUCCCCUUAAUCCUUCAAUUUCCAGCUACAGCUGGACUACCAAUAGUCAUAUGGUCAGCAGACCAUCAUGAUCUCACAGCAGUUUUUUUACUUCUUAUCUCCUUCUUUUUAAUCUACUUAUUAAACUGGAAGCCUUGAAAAGCUGAAAUAUUAAACAUGGUGGCAUCAUCAUUGGCUGCUUUUGUACCUGAAUAAAAGUAAGUUGUGCUUCAGUAGAAACUGUCCAUCUAUAGCCUCUUUCAUGUUAUGGAAAACUUUAGUAAUCCAUCAGCUGGUAGCCACUUGUCUUGCAAACUGAAUAAAGAUAGUGGGAAUGAAGAUACACCCACAUUAUCUGUAGAACCACAUAGGCUUUGGAGAAAUGCUGAACCUACAGACUAUGAUUUUUCAAGUUGUAAAAAUGCAGUCACAAAUCAGAAUUAUGAAAUCAUUCCCAAAAUGGAUAUGUAAGUUAACAUUGCACCACACUUUUUUAAAAAAAAAAUUCUAGGAGUUAUAUUUUGCUUUAAUUUUCAUGUGUUAUGUGAAUGUGAUGAACAUGGCUGGCCCAUGGUGUUGUGUGUUUGGGGUGGGUUGUGAGAAAAGAAUUGUAUGACAUGGUUCCUUAUUUUAAAAAGAAAUAAUAGCCAGUUUUUAAAAAGGAAAGGAGUGCAGGAAGACCUGGCCUUCCUUAAUUUGUGAGCUCUUCAUUGGAACUGGAAUUCAGGAGCCAUUGUAUAGAUUUAUUAGGUAGGUAGCUAGUUUUCCAUACACUGGAUGUUUGGUAGUUAGAUACCAAACCUCUUUAGAACUGAAAACCUUAAAAUGGUAUGGGGUCAUUCAGUCAUUUCCAUCAGGAAAACUGGCAAAGCUCUUAUGUAAAAGUGUUCGUUACACAAAACCCAUCAUUCAAGGACUUGAAAGAGUUGUGUGUGUGUGUGUUUUUUAAUGUUUACCCUCAUGUGACUCCUUCAGAUGUUUGCUUAGUUGAUGUUUUUUAAAUGCCAAUUCCAAAUUGUGGAGCACAAUGCUGAUCACGAUCUGUAUGAUGUUGGGUAGUUUUGACCAAGAUACUUUUAAUGUGAGUCACAGGUCUUUAAUUUCUUCAGAAACCAAUAUAUUGGACACUCAAGAUGGAACUUUCCUAUUUGGCCCCCUAAUUAUGUUAUUAUACAGAGCAAUCUGUGAAAUAUUAUUUUCAUGAUCCUGUAACGUGUGCUUUCCCCUCUCCUGGACACUUGAGUGUGAAUAUAAUGCCAAUUCACUACAAGUAAAGCUAUAUAUAUAAAAAAUA